CAGGUGGCGAAUCUCUGAGAAAGAGCCAAUCUAAUUUUUUGAUGGCAUCAUGAUUUUUUUAAUUCAUUACUGUACUAUCGUACUACUGUAUUGAUUAUUUGACGUACGACGAGUUUACUAGUAAUCGGACCCUUACUCAUUUUCGUUUUCAACCAACACAUCCAACAUUGCUUUACGGUGGAGUAUCGGUACGUCGUGUUCUCUGUGACAAUCUUACAUCUGAACAUCAAUUGAGAUACGAUUGCGAUACAUUCUGCUUCAAAGUCCCCCAAUACCUAUCACUCGUCGACACAAUUAGAGAGUGCAAGUGAUAACCAACAAAAUGAAGAAUGCGUUCACUUUACAGCUUGCCGUGUCCCUGAUAGCAGCGAUAUUGGUUUUGGAGAAGUCAGAUAUCAAAGUUGAAGGCUUUUCAAUCGGCUCUCGUACAACGGUGCCCCUAAGGCCCUCUUCGUCACUUUUACUGAAGACGCGUCAGCCUUCGUCAGGAAAUAUCGCAACGCGUCCUCCGUCCCUUUUCAGAGUAAAAGAUGCUAAGUCUGAGGAUACCAAAGACGUCGUGAACGAGAAUGGUAUGAACAAUUUCCAAGGGAUUUGCAAGAUGGCAGCAACCAAAUGCGCAACUCAAUUUGUUCGGUUUUGGUUCAAAUCUCGACGAUCAGUCCUUACCAUUUGCGGUGCAUUGAUGUUUUGGAUUGGUGCUGCCGGAGUUCACACACCGGCUUCGCAGGCAUCUUCCGUGUCGUCUUCUAUGACGAAGAACAUAUUCUCAUCUUCCCUGGAUCAAAUGGUGGACAGUUACGUCAAAGGACACAUGUUCGACGAUGAUGCAUACGAUCCAGUUGAAUCAAUUUAUAAGGAGGCGAUGAAUGAUAGACUCGAAGGGACGCACCCGAGAGAUCUGAAGGAAACCACAUCCUCUGUUCUUGGUCAAGAUGUUAUCAAGGCCGAAAGGAAGGGAUCCGGAAGUGGAGUCAGUGGUUUAUUAAUGAAAAGUGUCGGCCUUCUCCAAAAGCAAGGACUUUCCGAAAUGCAAGCUAUCGGCCUCCUUGCAGGGACCAUUGUUUUCGGAUUUCCAGCAGCUGUAUUAGGCCUCGGUAUGCAAAUUGGAAAUCGAAGCAGGCGUUCGAUGAAUAAGGUGAUGAAAAAUCGCUACGGGGAAACGUACUCAGUCGAUGCUACAGAGAAGGUAGAAGACGAUGUUGAUAUUCCUGAUGACGACGACGACGACGACGACGAGGAAUAAAAAAUAGGUGCCCAAUACUAGAGGAAAAGUUAUUUUACCUGUUGAUACUAUUUUUUUUCACUUAGGACGAUAAGGAGCUAACAGCCCGCAGUCUGUUUUAGAUUGGCCAUCAUGUCGUCAAUAUCCUUCUGUUUAUUUUUUGUGUAAAACGUCACUGGUCCGAGAUGUUUUCGUUGUGGACUUCUAUCCAAGUAGAAGGCUCCGCUUUCUAGUUCGGAACCUUUCUCACCCAUUAACCAUGCGAUGCCCUCUGAUCCUUGCCAUGUUGUUCGCAUGGGUUCCAAAUACUUUUUGUUGUCACCAUAUGCUUGAUCAACAGCCGGCGUAAGCGUCCAGCCGGGAUGGCAAGAAACAGUUUUUAUUCCUGGAUACAUUUUUGCGUACUCCUCGGCAAGAAGAACUUGCCCCCGUUUCGCAUAAGCAUAUGCUAGAUUUCCGCUGUAUUCAUGCGUCGAACCUUUUGAGUUUGUUGCUGUUGCCCAAUCAGGAAAUGGAACAUUGUACAUUCCCCCAGAGCUAACGAAAAUAAUCCUUGGAUCUUCUGCCGCUUUAAAUUGAGGAAUGAGCAAUUGAGAAAGCAAGUACGACCCUCCCAAAAGAUGAGAGGCAAAUGUAACUUCAUUCCCCUCUUUCGUUGUUUGUUUUUCAUUUAACAAAACUCCACCGUUACA
Pseudo-nitzschia multistriata is the source of this 1917-nucleotide messenger RNA. The record is from the annotation of a GenBank genome assembly. Lineage: Eukaryota; Bacillariophyta; Bacillariophyceae; Bacillariales; Bacillariaceae.